AUGUCGAGUCUGGGGAGGGUCGUCCAGGCUUGCGCCAGAUGUCGUCGCCAGAAGCUGAAAUGUGACGCCACCAGACCUUGCACGUUGUGUCUGCGAGCCAAUGUCGAAUGCCAGCCACGCCAAGUGCUAGGGAAGCGAAAAUCAGUCACGGGCGGACAUGCCCACACCCGCGACAACACUCUUCCACAUCCACUUCCUCGAGAACCCAGCAUCGCAGCCUUUUCCACAUCAGAGCCGUCUGAGAGAGACCAUCAGCAGCGACACAGGUUCGAUCGCGAAAGGAGGACGAGCGAGGAUGUAGUUCACGCAACCAGUCCGACAGAAGGUCAUCAGUAUGGCGCCAACAGCUCAGUCAUUAAUUUUGCCAGACAUGUCGCACGAGACCACGAUCUCGAAUCCCCCGAGAUGGGCUCGACCAUUCCAGGCGAUGCGGGUGAGGUGCGUGAGACAUCGUCCGCCUGGCGACUACAGAAGAUUCGUCUGCCCUCUAAAGACAUCAUGAUCCAGCUCGUCCAAGCCUACUUUGAUCGUGUCCAUUGGUUCAUCUUCAUUCUGCACCCCUCAACUUUCAUGGCCAAGGCAGAUACAGUUCUUUCCAAGUCUCGCUGGACUAGACGAGAUCUGCCGGACGUCGUUGUCGUCCUCGCCGUUGCAGCGAUGGGUCUGAAGUGUGUGUUGCACGAUUCAUCCUGGGCCGGUCAUGCCCAAUUACGCGACGAAGGCAUCAUCCCCGAAACCCUGCUAGCCGACCUCAUCACCGAGACCAGGAUCAAUGUCCUGGAUGUGGUGGAUGCGGGCCAGAUUGAAUCAGUUCAGGUCUGUUUGAUUCUUGGGACAUACCUGAUCUAUUCUGGAUCUGCUCAUUCCGCCUGGAGCAUUUUGUCCUUGGCCAUCAGCAGUGUCUAUGCACUUGCUCUACAUUGUGAAGUCCCGUCCGAUGACCUAGAUGUGGCCGCCCAAAUCCGUCGACGGACUUGGAAUCACGCAGUCAUCGCCGAUACAUUCUCGAGUAUGAUUUACGGAAGACCCACCAGUUUGGACUCGGCCUUUGCCCGAGCACAGCCACUUCACGAAAUGGACGACACUGUCAUAGAUGGACCACUUGGUCUGUCUGGCGAGGCUGUUCUUUCCAGUGGACAUCGAUCAGCUCUGUCGUUUCAUAUCUUGAGAUACAAACUAUACUCUAUCAACAAGCAUGCACUCUCCACCUUCCGUCUGCUUCGACUCGGUGAUGUACUCUCUGAAGACGAAUUAGAAUCAUUGGUUGAAUCGGUCAAAGAGAUCGAGCACCUUCUAGCUGAAUGGCGCAAGAAGCUACCGACAUACCUGACUAUGGAACACUACGAUGAUGGUCUGGAACAUAAUGAUCCGCUCCAGCCACGAGGAAGUCCUGGAACCAUCGACGAGGCAACACGGAAGCUAAUGCUGCAAGCCAUCGUCCUCCAAAUCACCUACGACAGCACCGUCAUCUUUGUCCGCAGACCAUUGAUCGAGCACAAAGUCGCAACCAAGCCUAGCGGAUCGCUGACAUCUGCGGCCUAUAAGUACCGACAGAAGUCUCUCAGUGUCGCAGUGGAUGCGGCUCUGAGGAUCUCGCGACUUCCCCUCGCCGAGCUGGAUAACAGCCUCGCAUUAUCUUUCCUCUUUAUGCAUUUCUUCACUGCAGGCGUCAUUCUGUGCAUCAUCCCUCCAACGGAACCAUUCAGCGCACGGUCUCAAGAAUCCAAAGCCGGAGUCAUGCGCAUCAUUAGAGCCAGCCGCGUAUUGGGAAGUAACAGCAAGAUCGGAAAACAUCUCGAUGAAUUGCUAACGGCUCUACUGAGCGCUACCAUCCAGCGAGAACUCAACACUGCCCUGGAUCCACAAACCGUCAUGUUAAACGCCGAGCAUCUGGCACAGAGCAGUACUCUGCAGAAUAGCGACCUCGUUCUGAGCCAGACAGAGAGUUCUCAACCACUGAUUCCGGGUGAGCUGUCCCAAGAUAGAAUCGAUGAAGGUCUUGCACCCAGCCCUCGUGACAUGUCGGGCAUUCAAGACUCGAGUGAGAUUUCGUUUUCCGGCCAGCAGCCCCAACAGGACUACCAUUCGGCAAUGCUCUCGCAACUAGAGGAUAGCAAUUUUCAGUUUGAUGCUCACUUGGACGAGACAUUUGGUGCAUUUGGUCAAGUCAUGUUCAACCUCCUGCCUGAUGACCCAUAUACACCAUGGAAUUGGGGAGGGUCUCUGCGAUGA
Messenger RNA from Exophiala mesophila, 2232 nucleotides. RefSeq lists its product as uncharacterized. Gene Ontology annotation, molecular function: RNA polymerase II cis-regulatory region sequence-specific DNA binding; zinc ion binding; DNA-binding transcription factor activity, RNA polymerase II-specific. The coding region runs from base 1 to 2232 and encodes 743 amino acids. Gene Ontology annotation, biological process: DNA-templated transcription; positive regulation of transcription from RNA polymerase II promoter by galactose. The record is from RefSeq and is a predicted model, not a curated record. The transcript has 2 exons. Gene Ontology annotation, cellular component: nucleus. NCBI's taxonomy places the organism in Eukaryota, Fungi, Ascomycota, Eurotiomycetes, Chaetothyriales, Herpotrichiellaceae.